This is a messenger RNA of Prunus avium (sweet cherry), 970 nucleotides long. The record is from RefSeq and is a predicted model, not a curated record. NCBI's taxonomy places the organism in Eukaryota, Viridiplantae, Streptophyta, Magnoliopsida, Rosales, Rosaceae.
AUGGAAGAAACAAGAAAAACCUGCAGCUCAGAGGGCAAACCAAAAUCCAAAUCCAGAACCCCCCCAACACCACCACCACCCCCAGUCGAAUUGCGAAACUGGCUGGACCUUCCCCGGGACGUCACCGCUUCAAUACUCUCACGGCUCGGAGCAGUCGAGAUUUUGAAAAGUGCAGAAUUGGUGUGCAUGGCUUGGCGCAACGUCUGCAAGGACCCUCUCACCUGGCGCACAGUCGACAUGAGCAACAAUCGUGGUUUCAACCUCUGGGCCUCCGACUUGGAUAAGAUGUGCCGCCGGGCAGUGGAUCGUAGCUGUGGUAAUCUGGUCGAUAUCAAUAUCCAGCACAAGUGCACCGAUGAUCUCCUUAUGUAUAUCACCAACAGUUCGAAGGGAAUCAAACGCCUCCAACUUGACAAUUGCUUUAACAUAACAAAUGAGGGACUGAGUGAAGUGGCUUCGAAACUUCCGUUGCUGGAGGAGCUUGAAAUUUCAAAUAGUUUGUUGUCACAUGAACCUGCUCUACAAGUGGUUGGGGCCUCUUGCCCUCGUUUGAAAUCAUUCAAAUUUAACCACCGCUGGAGGUACAGCUGGGAUUGGCGAGAGUCUAAUGACGAUGCACUUGCUAUAGCAGCAACGAUGCACGAUUUACACCACCUCCAGCUUCGUGGGAAUAAGCUGACGAAUGAUGGCUUGCAGGCCAUUCUUGAUGGUUGUCCUCAUCUCGAGUCGCUUGAUCUCCGCGAGUGUUUCCAUCUUAAACUGGGAGGAGAGUUGGGAAGAAGAUGUGCUGAACGAAUUAAAAAGUUGCAGCUUCCUCAUGAGCCCAUUUCCAAGGAUGAAUCUUAAUUGGUUGAUCCACAUAUAUUUUCUGAUAUUGAUGAUGAUGAUGAUGAUGAUGUGGAUUAUGAAUUCUUAGCUGGGAAUGUUUUCUAUGUGUUUCUAUGACUAUGUUUAUCCCUGGCUUUUCUGA